This is a messenger RNA of Stereum hirsutum FP-91666 SS1, 660 nucleotides long. RefSeq lists its product as uncharacterized. The record is from RefSeq and is a predicted model, not a curated record. NCBI's taxonomy places the organism in Eukaryota, Fungi, Basidiomycota, Agaricomycetes, Russulales, Stereaceae. The coding region runs from base 1 to 660 and encodes 219 amino acids. The transcript has 3 exons.
AUGACUUCUCCUCCCCGUGAGAAGGCCCUACCCCUCUUCUACCCAGAAAUUGACCCUCUCCGCCUAAGAUAUACAGAAGCGGAUCGCAUUAGACUGUUCAGAAGCCAACCUCUAAACCGUAUCGGAAAGUAUCUCAUCCCCAAACCUGCCGACGUCGCAGUCCUACUCCCUCCCCUUCUGCACCUGGGCUGGAUCGUCGACAAGGAAGCUAUGUUCGAACACGCUCUUGAACAGGGAGUCAAUUGCACGAUCAGCGACGACAAAGGCCAUCGUCGUAACUACUAUGCUGCCUGUAAUGAAGGUUUGCUCUGUUUCCUGGAGGACCUCGACCUAUCGUUUGACGAUCGAAACGACGUCGUAAACGUUUGCGAUGGCGAUUACGAACUGAACUCUACCGAGGCUCGUAAGAAUUUUCAGCUUGCCGUGACCAUCGGGACGAACUACGACCGCCUUAUACCGAAGGAAGCUGCUGCGCGAAUUCAGGAUUUUGUCGCGCCCGGCGUCAAGCCCCGUUGGUUCUUGGACCAGGAUAAAUGGGUGUGGACAAAGGCACCAGGCUUGGACAAGCUGAGAGAGAAAUACAAGCAGGAACGCGCCCUCGCCGAUUCCGUGAACAACUCUGAACCUGAUAAGUCUGGCGAUACCAAUGUCAGUCUGUAG